CCUCGGCUAUUAAAUUAUCAUUAUGGAGUACAGCAAGAGGCAAAGAGGGAUCCCAAUAGUUUCUUGAGGGCAUAUGGCAAUAAAGUGGUGAGAACCUGACGAUGGGUGACUGGAACCUACUGGGAAGCAUCCUGGAAGAGGUCCACAUUCACUCAACCAUCGUGGGCAAGAUCUGGCUUACCAUUCUCUUCAUUUUCCGCAUGCUGAUCCUGGGGGCAGCUGCUGAGGAUGUAUGGGAUGACGAGCAGUCUGAAUUUGUCUGCAACACUGACCAGCCAGGUUGCAAGGCUGUCUGCUACGAUCGUGCCUUCCCAAUCUCGCUCAUUCGUUUCUGGGUCUUGCAGGUAAUCUUCGUCUCCGCACCCUCACUGGUCUACAUGGGCCAUGCGCUCUACUGCAUCCGAGCACUGGAGAAGGACCGGCAUAGGAAACGAAUACAGCUAAAAGAAGAGAUGGAUGAGGCAGAGUUGCCAUUGGAUGAACAUAAACGACUCGAGAGGGAGCUGAGGAAGCUGGAUGAACAGCGCAAGGUAAAAAAGGCCCCUCUUCGAGGCUCCCUCUUGAGAACCUACAUCAUUCAUAUCCUUACACGUUCUGUGGUGGAGGUGUUCUUCAUCCUCGGACAAUACAUUCUAUACGGAGUCCAACUUGACCCGCUGUAUAAAUGUGAGCGGAUGCCUUGCCCCAAUAGUGUAGAUUGUUACAUCUCUCGGCCCACAGAGAAGACCAUAUUCAUGGUUUUCAUGAUAGUCAUAGCUGGUGUCUCGCUUUUCCUCAACAUUCUUGAAAUAUCGCACUUGGGCAUCAGAAAAAUCAAAAAGGCGCUCUCGGGAGAGAGAUACAUGGAAGAUGACAGUGUCAUUUUGAAGUCCAAGAGGAAGGCAUCAGUGUCACAUCAUUGCAUGAUGAGCCAUAUGUCACCUUAUAAUGGACCUUUGACUCAGACCUUUAAAGUCAUACCAGAAGAUGUCAAGCCUCCUCAAUACAUAGGGCUCAAAACAAGCCAUGAGGCUCGAAGGAACAAUAGUACAGCUUAUCUGGGGCACAUUCAAACAAACUACAUCUGCCCCCAACCUAACCUACCACACCAAAAAGCUCAGAACUAUGUCAUUUCCCAAACUCAUCAAGGUCCAGAGGUACUCGCAACAGUAGUGGACAACCAUCUUGGUUUGGAAUCAGAGGCGGUCAAAGCAGAGGAAAGUGCAUCGAGCCCUCACGAUGACACCCAUCAGAGAGAACAUAUGGAUGCCAGCCAUUUAGAAGUUCUUCUGUGCGAUAGUGCUAGACGGAUGUCUUCUAAUAACAACCUAGAUGAUGAUCUCAGGGACUCAGUGGAGAGUGAGGUCCUCAUACCAAAGUCUAGAAAAACUAGCUUCAUGUUCAGACCGCCGUCUGAAAGCUUGUCAUCAGUCAGUCGUUCUACAAGCUCUUCCUUACAUUCCUCUGAAGAAUCAGAUGAACUGGGCUCUCUGCAGGGGGACAUGAUGCCGCCUGCCGCAGGCCGAAGGAUGUCAAUGAGUGUGUUUCUGGAUAUUUCAUCUAUCAUGAAGAAGUAAAGAGACGGGAUGAACAUCACGACCAAAGAAUCAGCAAUGUAUAAACUGAGUAUCAAAGACUCGUCACUCAUCGUCGCGACUCAAGUCUCAAACUUGACAACUGUCAGUAAAGUUGGGGCUGCAGAUCUGUUACUUUAGAUAAGAAGCACCUUAAACUGCUUACAUGUGGGCUUGAUUGUGAUUUUCUUCUGGGGAGUCUUUUCUGUGUCUUAAAUAUUGUGGAUUAUGAAGCAUAAUCCUAAAAGUAUGUCCGAUUGCUUCUGUAACAUGAACUUUUUUUCUACUGUACAUGAGACUUUUUAACCCCUUUGUAAUUCUGUGUAACCAUUUACAUAGAUAUUUUAUGAUAAGUUAUUAAAAGAAAGGAUUCUUAAUGGCUUCUCAAAUGGCAAAUACAUUGGAACAAGAAAUCAAACACACACGACAUCAUAAUUAUCAUGCUUUUUUUCUUUUAUUUCUCAACAGAAAAAUUGCCUUGACAAAAAGUUGGUUCAUCUUUAAAACAUAUUUUCAUAUCAAAGAAAUGUGACAUGUUGCACAUUUACAAAAAAUAUCUAAACUAAACGUGUCAUUUCAACAUUCAGAGGUACAAAGCAAAUCAAUAAUGCUGAAUCUGCAUAUAACAGUCAUGUUGUAGGUAGGCCUACUAAAAGAAAAAAAAGGACAUGUAAAAAUGUACCACCAAAAUCUACAAAUACAAUAAUGUUAGAACUGUAAAAAGUUAGAAACAACGCCACAGAAACUACAUGUCUAUCAUACAGUCCUUACCCACAAAAAGAGGUAUGCUGAAUUAUCCAGGUAGAUACGUUUUAAGUCAGUUCAACUGAGGUUUUCAGAAAAUCUCCAAAGCCACAAUCCGAGAUAUAAGCAAAGCUGUUUACAGCUGGAAUGGCCCCAGAUUAAUGCCUAUUGUAAACACAUUAGUUUAAUAAGUACUUAAUUUUCUACUCCACCCUGGUUUUUCAUCCCCAAGACAAAGGCAUAGGACAUAGCAAACAUUUAAAAAAUGUCAAAAUUAUUGUGAGGGAUCCAUUCAGACCUUUUGGGAACUUCAACAUCCUGUGUUAAAAAGUACAAUGAUGUAAUCACAAUAAAAUGUGUUCUGUAUGAAACUAAUAUUGAUAUGGCACACCACCGUAAAUUAACAAACAUAUUUGAGAAUAAUUACACAUAUUCUUCGAAAAAUUAAACA
Corythoichthys intestinalis (scribbled pipefish) is the source of this 2748-nucleotide messenger RNA. RefSeq names its product gap junction alpha-10 protein-like. Gene Ontology annotation, cellular component: connexin complex. The record is from RefSeq and is a predicted model, not a curated record. Gene Ontology annotation, biological process: cell-cell signaling. NCBI's taxonomy places the organism in Eukaryota, Metazoa, Chordata, Actinopteri, Syngnathiformes, Syngnathidae. The transcript is spliced from 3 exons. Gene Ontology annotation, molecular function: gap junction channel activity. The coding region runs from base 102 to 1556 and encodes 484 amino acids.